Molecule: messenger RNA, 1884 nt
Organism: Marchantia polymorpha subsp. ruderalis
Lineage: Eukaryota; Viridiplantae; Streptophyta; Marchantiopsida; Marchantiales; Marchantiaceae
Source: the annotation of a GenBank genome assembly
GCAAGGUUCGGUGGAGACUGAGGGGCGAAAACGUCAGUCAUGGGAAAGGGAUGGGAAUGGGAUAAUGGGAGCGGAUGGGGACCAGGCCACAGAUCCAACCGGAGCGGUCUUGGCGCGGCUUUUGCAGCAGCUCCAUCUAAUGCCGCUGCAGCUGGUCCUGCGACUGGCCAAGGAUUGAAUGAUGGGAGCGACGUUCGUCGUUCGCAAUUGCAUUUCACAUCAAUUCUCGGCUCACAGUUCGACUCGAUUGCCAGUUUCGAUCACUCUCUUGCAGAAUCGUGUCCACUUCAAGUCUUUCGGACCUCCGAUUGAGCUGCACUCUUUCUUGGCUCCCAUGAGUUCUUGUUGCUUAACGCUCUGUUCGGUUUCUUUCGAUUCCGGGUUCGCCAAGGCCAGGCUCAGGACGACCCGCGGUGGUGGCGGUGGGGUUCCGUUGCCGAGUGUGGUUGCUUCGCCUCCCCGCUGUCGGAGGUCGUUGAGUUCAAGCUUUGUCACGAAGUUGAGCUUUUCUCCCUGGAAAGAACCACAAUCGAAUCUCCCGAAGUGGAAGAAUAUGAUUGCUUUUUCGAAAGUUGAAUGCACUUCGCAGGCUGGUGGUGCUGAGAAGUCAUCCUCAUCUUCUUCGUCGGUUUUGCCUGCCGUGGAAGCUAAACCUAUGGGGACUGGACUCAGAAUUACCUUCUGUCCACGAUGUGGUGGUACUACUGAGAAAAAGGUUCCUGAUGGAGAGCACGAGCUGCGUGUGGUGUGCACAGUCUGUGGUGCGGUACAUUACGAAAACCCGAAAAUGGUGGUCGGAUGUUUGGUAGAGCAUGAAAAUCAAAUUCUUCUUUGCAAAAGAAGUAUCGAGCCUUCCUAUGGUCUCUGGACACUACCAGCUGGCUACAUGGAAAUCGGAGAAUCAGCUGCUGAGGGAGCCGCAAGAGAGACCCGGGAGGAGGCUUGUGCUGAAGUAGAAGUGCUUGGUCUAUUUGCUCACCUGGAUAUUCCAAUCAUUGGCCAGUGCAGAGCUACAUAAUAUUUCGAGCACAAUUGAAGAACCCGCAUUUUGCUCCCGGCCCGGAGUCUUUGGAAUGUGAACUUUUCAAAUUAGAUGAAUUACCAUUCGACAAGCUUGCAUUCUCAUCCAUAGGAGUUGCUCUAAAUCUGUACUUGGACGACGUGAAGUCAGGAAGUAUGAGAGUACAUCAUGGAGUUAUCGACAAAAGACCUGGUGCAGCUUUAUCAGAUCCCAAAGGAUUUGUCAUUCGAGAUCAUCUCUGUAGCUGAGACAGCGCAGAUAAAGAAAACAGCUUGGUUUUUGUGGUUUGAGUUCUCAAUUGUGUCGAGGUAUCUCCUCAUCUAGUAUAAUAGGUACCUUACAGCAUAGCCCUAUGGAAGCGAAGGGAUUGAUAUGAUGAAGGGGCUGAAAAACGUAGAGUGCUUUGCACACUAAAAUCAGUGCUUUAAAUCUUUACGUUGUAAAGUUUAGGGGCUACUCACUGUCUAUGCGAAGAGUCUAGAUGUUUGAAGCCGGUCAAAAUGAGGAUAUUUGUAAAAAGCCCGUAAGAGUUGUCUGUAUUAUUAGAAACACGAAGAUGAGUAGACACAUAUUUUGUUGUCAUUUUCGCUCAAUGUUCAUUGUUGGGUGGAGUUGUCUUUCUUUGUAAGUUGAUGCUUGUCAAAGAUUAGAUCCUUCUUCUCUUAGGUAUCCAACUUCUUCCAAACAUACCAAAUAUGACCAAAGGUAACACCCUUUGAUCCGCAUAUGAAGCCUUUUGAAUUAUACGAGUGUCACUUCUAAGGUCGCUUCUCGUGAUCCCAAUGAAUGAGUUUGGACUCAGCACACCUGAGUCCAAAUUUGUUUGACUCAAGUGUAUUUUGUUUUGAGUACAUAUAAUAGAU